Molecule: messenger RNA, 682 nt
Organism: Urocitellus parryii (Arctic ground squirrel)
Lineage: Eukaryota; Metazoa; Chordata; Mammalia; Rodentia; Sciuridae
Gene: Rps27l
Product: ribosomal protein S27 like
Biological process (GO): translation
Cellular component (GO): ribosome
Molecular function (GO): structural constituent of ribosome
Source: RefSeq, a predicted model, not a curated record
GAUUUAUUUCGGGCUUUCGGUCUGUCCGGGGUUAUAGGGGGCAGUUGAGCCUAACGGCUUCCCUUGACCGCGACGCUCCCUGCCAGAGGUGGCCGGCGGCUGGAAUCGCUGGGCACUUCUCGCGUGUGAGGGCUUGUUGUGACUUGCCCGGGCAGCGCGGCAUGGCGGGCCCUGCACGGGCGUGGAGCCGGGUGGACCCGGAGCCGCCCUGGACUGCCAUCUGGAGUCGGUGGCUAGGAGUGGAACUGUUCCCAGCGUCACUUGUUUUGGUUGGCUAGAGAUUUGCUACAUCCUUCCUUGGAAGAGGAAAAGAAAAAACAUAAAAAGAAACGGCUAGUUCAAAGUCCAAAUUCUUAUUUUAUGGAUGUAAAAUGUCCAGGUUGCUACAAGAUUACCACAGUUUUUAGCCAUGCCCAGACAGUGGUUCUUUGUGUAGGUUGUUCAACAGUGUUGUGCCAGCCUACAGGAGGAAAGGCCAGACUCACAGAAGGUUGUUCAUUUAGAAGAAAGCAACACUAAUGAUCUAUGCAACUUUCAGAAUUUAUGUUUUCUCACAGAAGCCUUAUAAAUAAGUUCAGUAAUUCUAGUUACUCUUCCAAGAUAAUGUAAUUACAUUUGAUUUUGUAAGGUAUACAACAAUGAUCUCCUAUUUUGGUGUUUUUCAAUAAAGUUUUAAUUAUGG